Salvia splendens (bonfire salvia) is the source of this 782-nucleotide messenger RNA. RefSeq names its product flowering-promoting factor 1-like protein 3. Bases 136 to 444 code for a protein of 102 amino acids. The record is from RefSeq and is a predicted model, not a curated record. Lineage: Eukaryota; Viridiplantae; Streptophyta; Magnoliopsida; Lamiales; Lamiaceae. The transcript has a single exon. Gene Ontology annotation, biological process: regulation of flower development.
CAAAAAAUAAUAAAAAGUGGGGAAAAUUCCACAACACACUAGCCUAAAAACCCCUAUAUAUAUCCCCACAAUCACCACAUCUCACUCAACAAAUUUUCCAAAUUCACCACAACAAUUUCCUUCUUCACUUGAACAAUGUCUGGGGUUUGGGUGUUCAAGAAUGGUGUCGUUCGACUCGUGGAGAACACUGGAGAAUGCCACGGCAAGAAAAUGCUAGUCCACGUGCCCUCGAACGAGGUGAUUGCAUCAUAUGCUAUGUUGGAGAGGAAAUUAUUGGAUCUUGGAUGGGAGAGGUACUAUGAUGAUCCUGAGCUUCUGCAGUUUCACAAGAGAUCAACGGUCCAUCUCAUCUCUCUCCCCAAAGAUUUCAACAAGUUCAAGUCCAUGCACAUGUACGACAUCGUUGUCAAGAAUCGGAACGAGUUUGAAGUUAGAGAUGUUUAGUAAUGUGAUGUGAUCAUGCACCUAAGUAAUUUCUAGGGUUUAUUUUUGUGUGUUUAAAUUUGUGUGUGUGAUAUAGGGAUGUUGCCCAAGGUCAGGGUUUUUAAUUUAUCUUUGUUUUUGUGUGAAACAAUAUUAGUAUUGUAUAAUAUCUGCUUGAUUUGGGUUGAUGUGUUGUAAGAGAAAUGAAAUAAGAUAUGUAUAUUGUGGGAAUUUAAAGUGUAGUGUAGUGUACAAGGUCGUCUAGUUUGAAUUUUUCAAGCUAAUGCCACAUUAUGUGAAAUGUACUUGCUUAUUAUUGAUAUAAACUAUAAAUUCUAAAGAGAUGGUGAUUUAGGUUA